This is a messenger RNA of Eutrema salsugineum, 1058 nucleotides long. Its product is annotated as adrenodoxin-like protein 2, mitochondrial. Lineage: Eukaryota; Viridiplantae; Streptophyta; Magnoliopsida; Brassicales; Brassicaceae. The transcript is spliced from 8 exons. Bases 229 to 825 code for a protein of 198 amino acids. Gene Ontology annotation, molecular function: 2 iron, 2 sulfur cluster binding. Gene Ontology annotation, cellular component: mitochondrion. Gene Ontology annotation, biological process: P450-containing electron transport chain. The record is from RefSeq and is a predicted model, not a curated record.
UAUGUUUUAAAAAAAUGUACAUGAGGGGAUCGGUUUUGUUUGGUCUGAUCCGGUUCGGUACGGUAUGUGAGAAAUUGUCGGAACGUCAAAACUGAAAAAGAAAAUAAACCAGAACGGUUUAGAAAGAAGGUGGAGGAGAGAAAGGAAUCAGCUGAGACUCACAUUCGCCGACGGAGGAGUCUGAAUUACUUGGAGGUUUUAGCUGUACCUUUUGGCGGCGCCAAAAUCAUGCUCUUCCACAGGCUGUUAAGAUUAGGUUCUCGCAUUGUUAAGGAGCUUCCAAGAGAAAGGCAUUUCACAAUAUGUGGAAGGCGGUUUCUACAAAGAUCUUAUGGCCAAUAUCUGCUAUCUUCGGCUGUACUAGAGAGACAACCUAGGACUUUUCAGGACGCCUUUUUCUCAAAUAACCACAAUCUGUGUACAUCUUUCAGCACCACUGCCUCUGAAAAAGGUGGCGAAGAAACAGAAAAGAUAAACGUUAUCUUUGUUGAUAAAGAUGGAGAGGAAAUUCAUGUUAAGGUCCCAAUUGGGAUGAACAUCCUUGAAGCUGCUCAUCAAAAUGAUAUAGAACUCGAAGGGGCGUGUGAAGGUUCUCUAGCGUGUUCAACGUGCCAUGUGAUUGUUAUGGACACGGAAUACUACGAUAAACUCGAAGAGCCAACAGAUGAAGAAAAUGAUAUGCUGGAUCUUGCUUUCGGGUUAACAGAAACGUCGCGAUUGGGAUGUCAAGUGAUAGCAAAACCAGAGCUAGAUGGAGUACGCUUAGCCAUUCCUUCAGCCACUAGGAAUUUUGCAGUUGAUGGGUUUGUUCCAAAACCUCACUAGCCACUUCAAAGUUGGAUCUUUCAGUUUAGUUGAGUUUUCUGAGGUUACACUUGUUUAUUCAUCGAAAAACCAUAUUACAUAAAACCUUAGGGAGUUAUAGAUAUUGUAAUUCAUAAGGUGAGAUGUUAUAGAUGUUGUAAUUCAACAUUCCUGAAGCAAACAGUUGCAGUCGCUCUACUCUAAUUCCGUGUGAUUUUUUGGUUGUGGUUAAUGAAAUAAUGAUGUUCAAGGAA